Messenger RNA from Cutaneotrichosporon oleaginosum, 2931 nucleotides. RefSeq lists its product as uncharacterized. The record is from RefSeq and is a predicted model, not a curated record. Gene Ontology annotation, molecular function: flavin adenine dinucleotide binding; oxidoreductase activity, acting on CH-OH group of donors. NCBI's taxonomy places the organism in Eukaryota, Fungi, Basidiomycota, Tremellomycetes, Trichosporonales, Trichosporonaceae.
GUCCUCGUCGUCGCAUUCACUAACCAUCUACUACUCUCUCGAUCGUCAUCUUUCGUUCUUUAUUACUCUCUCUCCCUCGUCGUGGUCAUCUCCUCCCCUCCCCUCGACUAUCCCCAACUCCCCCCUCUCCCUCCCCGUCGCCCUCCUCCCCGGCGACGACAUCUUUUUCUCGCAUUUCCCGCACAGUCCGCACGGCCACCCGCCUCGACUGCGCACAGCUCCUCUUCUUCCUCCUCUUCCCCGCAUCGGUCGUCUUAGCGUCAUUGGGCCGCCCCUCCCCCAAUUUUCCCGCCAUGCACGCCGCCGCCCUCGCGCUCGCCGCCCUUGCGGUCCCCGCGUCCGCCGCCAUUCUGCGCGACCGGGACAACGACGCCGCCUACCACCACAACCCCUACCGCCACCUUCUUAAGCGCGGCAUCACCGAUGAUAUAUCCCAGGUCAAUGGCAAGGCUUUCGACUUUGUCAUUGCCGGCGGCGGUGUCGCCGGUCUCGCCCUCGCCGCGCGUCUCACCGAGUGGAGGAACGUCACCGUCUGCGUGAUCGAGGCCGGCAGCGACGGCUCGGACGUGCGCGACAACAUUGACGUGCCAGGUCUCAGUUACGGCGAGUCUGUCAACACCAAGCCCGGUCGCAACUGGCAGUACGAGACGGUUGCCCAGGCCAACCUUGGCGGCAAGCAGGUCAAAUGGCCUCGAGGAAAGCUGCUCGGUGGCUCGGGCGCCGUCAACGGUAUGUUCUGGGGUCGUGCGUCCAGCCACGAGUACGACGCAUGGGCAGACCUCAACCCCGGCGGCAAUGUCACCUGGAACUGGGAGGAGAUGAACAAGUACAUCAUGAAGUCGGAAACUCUCGGCUGGCCCGAGCAGUCCAACAUUGACACCUUCCACAUUGCCAUCGACUCGACCGCCCACGGUACCAACGGCCCCAUCCACAUUGGCUGGUCCAGCUACAUCUACCCCUUCACCUCCAACUGGGUCCCAUCUUGGGAGGCUCUUGGCUUCACCAACAAGGACCUGGCUGCUGGCGAUGUCCGCGGCGUUUCUAUCACUCCUUCGACUCUCUUCCAGGCCAACCAGACCCGUUGCGACUCCAAGGCCGGUUACAUCGACUCGCAGCCCAACCGCGACAACCUUGUAAUCCUCACUGGCCAGCAGGUCACCGAGGUCCUCUUCAACGGCUCCACCGAUGCUUCUGGCAACAUUAUUGCCUCGGGUGUUUCAUUCUCCGCAUCGUCUGGCGGCGCAAUCUACUCGGUUCAGGCCAACAAGGAGGUUAUCCUCGCCGGUGGCACCAUCGGCUCGCCCCAGAUCCUCCAGCUCUCGGGCAUUGGCCCCUCGUCUGUCCUCACCCCGCUCGGCAUUGCUGUUCGCAAGGACCUCCCCGUUGGCCACAACCUCCAGGACCACGCCUCGAGCACCAUGUACUUCUCGACCACUCAGAUUGAGAAUUGGGCUCAGCUGUGGAGCAACGAGGAUGCCAUCGCCGCGGCUCUCGCCGAGUGGAAGAGCAACAAGUCUGGCGUUCUGACUUAUAUCAACGAGGCCGUCGGCUACGUGAGCAUGGCGGACAUUACGAGUGCUGCCGAGGCCUCUGCUGCCGCUGCCAAUAUCAACGUCGCCCAGACUGUCGCCGACGUGGGAGACGCCCACAACAUGCCCGCCAACGUACGCGCCGGUCUUACUGCCCAGUACAACAUCCAGAAGACCUGGCUCACCGACUCGACUGGCCAGCUCGAGAUCAUUCUGUCCAUGUGGGGCGCUGGCGCCAACAACAUCGGCAUUCAGGUCGCGCUCCAGCACCCCUUCUCGCGCGGUACAUGCCACAUUAGCUCGAACAGCGCGUUCUCCAAGCCCAACAUCGACCCCUCGUACUACGCCGUCGACAUUGACCGCCAGAUCAUUGGCGCUGGUGCGCGAUGGGUUCGUCGCCUCGUCAACGCUGGCCCCUUCGCAAGCACUAUCACGGGCGAGACUGGAAGCACCGCUGGUGCAAACGGCUCCGCCCUCACCACGGCCAUGCAGAACGGUGCUUCGACAGAGUACCACCCCCACGGCACUGCGUCGAUGCUUCCCGAGGAGAUGGGCGGUGUCGUUGACACCCGCCUGGUCGUUUACGGCACCAACAACCUUCGUGUUGUCGACUCGUCGGUUAUUCCCCUCCACAUCUCGGCCCACCUGAUGGCCAGCACCUACGGUAUCGCUGAGAAGGCCGCCGACAUUAUCAAGCAGGCCUACUGGAAGCCGCCUCCUCCGCCCGAGGCGAGUGUCACUGCCACUGCCACGGAGGACGACGUUGCCCAGAUCGGGGAGGCGACCGACUCGGCCGUCGCGAAUGCGCAGAAGGGCGCAACGACUGAGGGUCUCUCGGCCGGCGCCAAGAUUGGUCUCGGCGUUGGUGUCGGUGUCGGUGCCGGCGCGCUCCUUGGCCUCCUGGUCUUCUGCCUCUGUAUCCGCAAGAAGAAGCGCCCGGCCAAUGACGAGAAGGGCUGGUACGCCGGCGCCAACUCACAGGACAACAGCGCCUGGGACGCGCAGCAGGCGUACCGCGAGCAGGACUCGUACCCGAUGGGCGGCAUGACUGCGCCGCGCCCGAACCGCUUCUCGUCGGCGCACGCGUCGAUCAGCACCAUGGCUACGGCCGACCUGCAGGGCCUGCACCCGGGCCAGCGCCAGGAGUCGUCCAACUCGCUCGGCGAGUACUCGCGCGGCUCGGGCGCCGCGUCGCCGUACCGCGACGAGCCGUCGCCGCUGCCGCAGGGGGCGCAGUACCCUACCCCCGGGUUCCACUCGCCUGGAUCACCGGGAUCCGGUUACGGCGCGCAGCAGUACACGCCCGUGGUGCCCAAGUGAGCGCGCCAGCAUCACGACACACCCCGCCCGCCCGCACUCGCGCUCGGCGCACAGACGCUAGAGAACACUGAAUGAGAGAGGG